Messenger RNA from Wyeomyia smithii (pitcher-plant mosquito), 1224 nucleotides. RefSeq lists its product as uncharacterized. The coding region runs from base 64 to 1224 and encodes 386 amino acids. Gene Ontology annotation, cellular component: nucleus. Gene Ontology annotation, biological process: positive regulation of Notch signaling pathway. The transcript is spliced from 2 exons. The record is from RefSeq and is a predicted model, not a curated record. Lineage: Eukaryota; Metazoa; Arthropoda; Insecta; Diptera; Culicidae.
AACAAACCUUCACGCCUAGCAAAUCGCAGCUGUUAGUUUUUUAGCCAAUCUACAGUUUUCAACAUGGAACUCUGGAACAAACGAGACUUAGCUCCGCCAGUAAUGGUCACCUUCAAGUGUAAAACUAAGAAACGAAAAGAAGAAAUCCUAGCUUUAACAUCAUGUGUUUCAUCCGCCCUCCAGUACUUCCAGUCGCAACAAUCUUUCGAGAAGGCCGGUGCGUAUCUGUCGCGCUUCAUCACUCGAUGGCGAAAUCGUUUCUACAAUAUGCAUGGCUUUCGACUGCUGAGAAAGUUGAAUCAAGCUCUGCUUCGCGUACGCAGUAUAGAUAUCGUGCGAAUGCUCACUAACAUUAUGUCGACGCUGCCAAGCAGCUAUCUGGACAAAACGGUAGAGUUGCCGAAUAGGGCCGUUUUGGAGUAUCUGCUAAUACGAAUGCAAGGAUUGGGUAAAUUGUUCUGCCGUAUCAUAGUUGUAGCCAAAGAAGCCGCGCGCUAUUACAUCAGAUACAUUUCAACCGGAAACUUUUUCAAUCUGAGCUCGAUGUUCCUCUGUCUGCUGGCGGAGAUUUGGUUUAAGUCUAGGGACAUAUGCCAGCGGAUCGCACAUUUCUACGACGAGUUAGUUCCGAUGAGAUCGCUGCUCGUGGAUGACGGCAAAGAAUGGCCUUCGGAAAGCGGUGUUUUGCUUCCCGAAAAAUUUGCCUUAUGGCUGGGAGAUGAUUGGACCGAGGAGGUUCUUGCGAAAGAAUGUGAAAUAGAUAUGUUAAGUUUACAACCGGACAUGGAUCUGUUUGUUUUAUUGACAGGCGAAACUGAAGAUUUAUCAUCCAAUCAAAAAGUGGAUGAUCAAGUAAGCAAAAAAGCAAACACAAAAGAAUCUACGGUUAACCGAUCAAUUCCAAAAACUUUGCUAAUGGAUCGACUCAAAUCCGACACCGGAGAAACCGUGCAGCGUCAACCCAAGAAGCCUAAGAAAGAAACGAAGCCCGACUGGAGUGCCGUGACGCAACUUAAGUCGAAAUUUGAUUGCAAACAAUUCCUGGACCAAGAGAAACUCAAUCGCAAAGAAAACCUGCCACUUGCGCUAACUCGAAAAGCUAAGGCACAGACUUUCAAUAGUUUCGCCACCAAAAUGAAACGGGAAAUCAGUAGAAUGUCAACGAAGGAUUAUGUGACUAUGUUUAAGGAAGAAUUAAAACCACUUGUUUAUGGUAAAAAAUAA